Meriones unguiculatus (Mongolian gerbil) is the source of this 1576-nucleotide messenger RNA. RefSeq names its product sphingomyelin phosphodiesterase 2 (gene Smpd2). NCBI's taxonomy places the organism in Eukaryota, Metazoa, Chordata, Mammalia, Rodentia, Muridae. Gene Ontology annotation, molecular function: sphingomyelin phosphodiesterase activity. Gene Ontology annotation, cellular component: cytoplasm. The record is from RefSeq and is a predicted model, not a curated record. The transcript has 10 exons. Bases 313 to 1560 code for a protein of 415 amino acids.
UUUGAGCCUGUUGCUGGUGAAGCCCGGCCAGGGCCAAGCGUGGAACCCCUAGGCCGCGGUGCCGAGAACCCGCCGAGAGAUCGAACACCCUGGAGCGGUCCACCCGGAAUUCGUUCCGGGACCGCCGGCGGCCUCGCGCAGCUCCCCCGGGAUUUGCAGACGACCUCCUUUCUGGGUUGGCCUGUUGUCCCGGUAACGCGGGAGUCGCCCCCCCCCCCCAGCUCCGGUUCCCGGGACCGUGCAGCGCGGGACAGAGCCGGCCACCUGCGCGCGUCAUCAUCAUCGCCGCCCGGGCCCCGAAGCACCUCUGUCAUGAAGCCCAACUUUUCUGUGCGGCUGAGGGUUUUCAACCUCAACUGCUGGGACAUCCCCUACCUGAGCAAGCAUAGGGCCGACCGCCUGAAGCGCUUGGGAGACUUCCUGAACUUGGAAAGCUUCGACCUGGCUCUACUGGAGGAGGUGUGGAGUGAGCAGGACUUCCAGUACUUAAGGCAGAAACUCUCGCUCACCUACCCCGAUGCACACUACUUCAGAAGCGGAAUCAUUGGCAGUGGCCUCUGUGUGUUCUCCAGACACCAAAUCCAGGAAAUUACCCAGCACGUCUAUACCCUCAAUGGCUAUCCCUACAUGUUCUAUCAUGGAGACUGGUUCUGCGGGAAGGCCGUGGGGCUGCUGGUGCUCCAGCUGGGUGGAGUGGUGCUCAAUACCUACGUGACCCAUCUACAUGCUGAGUACAGUCGGCAGAAGGACAUCUACCUAACUCACCGUGUGACCCAAGCUUGGGAACUGGCCCAGUUCAUCCACCACACAUCCAAGAAUGCAGAUGUGGUUCUGUUGUGUGGGGACCUCAACAUGCACCCCAAAGACCUGGGCUGCCGCCUGCUGAGAGAGUGGACAGGGCUUCGUGACGCCUAUGUUGAGACUCAGGACUUUAAGGGCUCUGAAGAUGGCUGUACCAUGGUACCCAGGAACUGCUAUGUCAGCCAACAGGACCUGGGACCAUUUCCGUCUGGCAUCCGCAUUGACUAUGUGCUCUACAAGGCCGUUUCUGGGUUCCACAUCUACUGUAAGACUCUGAAAACCACUACAGGCUGUGACCCCCACAACGGCACCCCGUUCUCUGACCACGAAGCCCUCAUGGCUACUUUGCAUGUGAAGCAUGGCCCUCCUCAAGAAGACCCCUGUCCUGCCCACGGACCCCGUGAAAGGUCAGCACUGAUCAGUGCGCUGAGGGAGGCGUGGACAGAGCUGGGGCUAGGCAUGGCUCAAGCCCGCCGGCGGGCUGCGUUCGCCGGCUAUGUGACUGUUUGUGGCUUGUCCCUCCUGGUGUUGCUCUGCGUCCUGGCUGCAGGAGAAGAGGCCAGAGAGGCGGCCAUACUGCUCUGGACACCCAGUGCGGGACUGGUGCUGGGGGCUGGCACGGUCUACCUCUUUCACAUGCAUGAGGCCAAAGGCUUAUGUCGGGCCCAGGCUGAACUCCAGCAUGUUCUGAGAAGGGAAAAGGAGACCCAGGUGCUAGGCUCAGAGCAGCAGGAGGGAGACAGAGCUGAAGAACAAUAAAACUUACUUAACACUC